Messenger RNA from Protopolystoma xenopodis, 531 nucleotides. The record is from the annotation of a GenBank genome assembly. Lineage: Eukaryota; Metazoa; Platyhelminthes; Monogenea; Polystomatidea; Polystomatidae.
AUGCACCAGUUCCUUGACUACCAAGCAAGUGGCGAUCGUCCCUUGGUCCACUCUCAUACAUUACUUAGCUUUGUCUGCUUAGUAGCCACUUGCUGCUCGGACCGACCUAAUCGAGAUCAAACAAAAAACCCAGUUCCGAAGCCCAAAUAUUCAUGCUGUCAUUCGAGCAAAAGGACAGUAAUUCUGGAUACUGCCACUCCACUUGAGCCACCUUCAGGCGUGUUUGUGUCCGGAUCAACAUAUAAAUCUGGUACUACUUGCGCAAUUAACUCUUCGAAGGUAGAGAAGACAACUGAAUUUAAAGCCGAUUUAAAUCCUAAAAUUGAUGUACAUCCUGAGGACGUUGAGGGCGUGACCUGGUUCCGAGGAGGAGUUAAGCCCUCUGAGCUAGUGCAAUAUUGGAGGUCUGAGUGGGGGUCUCGAAAUAAAGUACGUGUAGCCGACAAAUUUGCCAAAGAUCACGCACUAGAUAAAGAAGAGAGCUUCCCACAGGUUAGCCCUCAGUUUGUCUCUUCGAUUUUAUUCAUUUGA